Strongylocentrotus purpuratus (purple sea urchin) is the source of this 2875-nucleotide messenger RNA. Its product is annotated as thiamine transporter 2. Gene Ontology annotation, molecular function: vitamin transmembrane transporter activity. NCBI's taxonomy places the organism in Eukaryota, Metazoa, Echinodermata, Echinoidea, Camarodonta, Strongylocentrotidae. Gene Ontology annotation, biological process: transmembrane transport; vitamin transport. The record is from RefSeq and is a predicted model, not a curated record. Bases 320 to 1921 code for a protein of 533 amino acids. Gene Ontology annotation, cellular component: plasma membrane. The transcript has 6 exons.
GGUUAUGCACCCGUCAACCGGAUCUUGAACAACCAACCAUGCACAGGCUCAAGCAAGACUCAUUCUUAUUCUCCUUGCUUCGUAAAAAACAUGGUUGAGAUUCACCCUUUCAAAUCAUUUAUAAACAUAAGGUGCAAGAAAAAUAGGGUGCAGACGUCUUUACCCGGUGGGUCAAGUCAGCAGAUUUACUGGCCAGCAUCACCGCGCCGUAACUUCUAGUCUAGAAAAGUGGUAAAUAAAAUGGUUUGCUUGAUGUUCUAGUAAACCCCCAACUCUGCCUCUAACUAAUUGCACAGUGAACGCAUCUAGACUAUUGGAAAUGGAGCCUGUACGAGAAAGACACUGGCUUAUCCCAACAGCUCUGUUGUGCUGCUAUGGAUUCUUAAAGGAAAUCCGCCCUUCUGAACCCUUCCUGACCCCGUAUCUCCGUGGUGAUAAGAACCUCACGGAGCAACAGGUGGAUAAUGAAGUCUACCCGGUUUGGACGUACACGUACAUGGUUGCUCUUAUCUUUGUGUUUGUCCUCACUGACUUACUGCGCUACAAGCCAGUCAUCGUCUUCGAAGGCUUAGCCUACAUUGCGACGUGGUCAAUUCUCCUCUGGGCUUAUGGAGUGACAAUGAUGAAACUCAUGCAGUUCAUGUACGCUUUCGCAACGUCGACAGAAGUGGCGUACCUUGCGUACAUCUUUGCGGCCGUAUCGUCUGACCACUAUCAACAGGUGUCCAGCUACACACGGUCAUCCCUGCUUGCUGGAAGAUUCGUCGCGGCUGUCAUCGGACAACUCUUAAUCUCUUUUAAAGUCACGACAUACAGGGGUCUCAAUUACAUUAGUCUGACCUUUGUCUCUCUAGGUUUCGUGAUAAGCUUGUUCUUGCCAUCCGUUCACAAGAGUACAUAUUUCCAUCGAGACUCGCCGGAAAUACAAAACAGUCCCGCCACGGAUGACACCAACCAAAACCCACCACAAGUUCCCAGUGCACUAAGAAAUGAGUCUUGUUGCACAGAUGAUAAUGCUGUGCUGUCAAAACCACCUUUACGAUCAAUAAAAGAGAGAACACUUUCUUGCUUUUCAUCUACCAAACGGUUUAGUCACUACUUGUGGGCAGACUUCAAGAGCUGCUACAGCAAUAGACGGCUGCUAGAAUGGUCACUUUGGUGGGCUUUUGCAACCUGUGGUAAUCUGCAAGUAGGCAACUACAUCCAAAACCUCUGGGAUACCAUUUUCACGAAAUCAGGCGAUGAGAACAGCACUGAAAACGUCUACAACGGGGCAGUGGAGGCUUUGUCAACACUGCUUGGUGCUCUGUCUGCAUUCCUGAUCAUGUUCCCACGGGUGGACUGGGACCGGUACGGAGAGCUGCUCCUAGGAGUGGUCUCAAUCAUCGAUGCGAUCCUGCUCUUCAUCAUGGCCUUGACCACCAACAUCUGGCUCUGCUAUUCAUUCUACAUCAUCUUCAGAGCCUCCUACCAGCUGGUCAUCACCAUAGCAAUAUUCCAGAUUGCCAAGCACCUCACCUUAGAGCGCUAUGCUUUGGUGUUUGGAUGGAACACCUUUGUGGCUCUUGUCCUCGAGACCAUACUGACCCUCAUUGUGGUGGACUAUCGCACUCUAAAUCUACCAGCCGAUACACAGUUCCUGGUAUAUGGCGGCUACUUCUACCUCCUUGGCACAGCGUUCUGCAUCAAGGCUGUCUACCAGGCGGGGCAACAGGGAUGCAGGCAGACCCUCUCCUGUUGCCAUGGCAACAAUGGGGCGUGUCUGGAGCUCCAUAACAGAGUACCUAUUCAAGAUGAAGAUGAAGGAGGAGAAGGAGAAGGAGGAGGAGCAGAGCAGAAUCUUGAAGAGGAGGAACAGGAGAAAGGAGCUAAGGAGAUUGAUGAGGUGAAGGGAGGGGAUACAGUUCAUUUGGUGAUGUAGUUGGAAACGGAGAGAAGUAUAGGCCGUUCACAUAUGCCUCAGUUUACCACAGUGGAUAUUUUGUGUACCAGAUGAAUGGCAAGUGGGGAUUAAAAGAGAACCCUUAGACGAGCACAUCCCUGUAUGUCUUAAUAUGUGAGUACCUUCCUCCCCCCCCCCCUCCCUCGGUACGUAUGGAGGCCAUUGUUGCAUGGCUGCAUGCAGCUAUGCAUCUUUUUCAAGCAGGCUUGUUCUCUUUACUGUCAAUGUACUAGCUGCCUCUUGCCAUUUAUUGACAUGCAUAGGUUUUUUAUGCAGCUUUUCAUGUCAUGUUUGAACAUGACUUAAGAGAUAUAUAGAGAGGGGGUUAUAAAUUUCAACUCACUUUCCUGUUUGAGUUUGAGUGCAAUUUAGAGUGCACUGAGAAUUAAUUGAUAAUCAGUAUGAAUUGAAUGUUAUUAUUUAAAUGAAGAUGUAACACUUUCUUUAUUAUUUUUCAUGCUUGCUUGAGCAGAGUUUAUCGUAAGAUAUUGAAUGUUUCUAAAGGAAAAAAAAAAAAUCUCACUUUUGCCUCACUUAAUUAGCGCAAUACUACAAUUUGUAUGCAACUUGACAGCAGUAGGUUUUUUUUUAUCAGAGCAAUUUAUGCCAUAUUUAUUAAAAGGUAGAGUUUAUUAGGUACUAGUUUUUAGUACUUUAUCACAGCAAUUUCCUGUGUAUAAGGACAGAGUUAUAUAUAAUGCAUAUACUGUACAUGUAUAUGAGUGCAGUACUUUUCUGUAGCCUAAUCAAAGUUUUGAGCACUGAACAUUCUUUGCCUGCAGAGGUUGGGUGCUAUUAGCCUUAGUUCAAAGAGCCUUUCCUGGUCAAAAAUACUUUGUCUUUGGCAUAUAAUUGACAUGUAUUUGAAUAAUGCAUAUAUUUCUUAUAAACAUUGAAUAUAUUUUGAAAAUGACCCAUAUAGUUUGCAGUGAU